Molecule: messenger RNA, 1005 nt
Organism: Daktulosphaira vitifoliae (grape phylloxera)
Lineage: Eukaryota; Metazoa; Arthropoda; Insecta; Hemiptera; Phylloxeridae
Exons: 5
Coding region: 70-834 (254 amino acids)
Source: RefSeq, a predicted model, not a curated record
AUUACACUUAGUAUUUGAUAAAAUAUUUUAAAGAAAAAUAUAAAAAAAUUUACUAAAUUGACUAUUACAAUGGAGAUUAAGAUUUUCAAUUUUUUUUCUGUACUUAUGUUCAUCAUUCUACUAAAAGCAGAAAACUCAAAAGGUUUAGGUGUGUUUAAAUCCAUUAAAUCAGCGAUAAGCGGAAAUGAACCUCUUAAAGAAGUGAUAUUCCAUAAGAAAUUUGAAUCUAACAUAGAUCACGUAUCUGUUUUUAAAGACGUAACGCUAAACAAUCAUAACUUCUAUAAUCCAAUGGACACAGCGUUGCGUAAGAAAAAAUGCGAGAAAUUAGGUUUAAAAUUUCAAAAAUCAACUAAAGAAUAUCCGAAAAAUAUUCAAAAAAUAUUAACUAAACCCAGGAACAUUUUAGAUACAACAACUGUAGAUCCAUAUAACGUUGGAAAUGUUACUUACGAACUUCUAUCUCAGUUACUUUGUAAUACAGAUCAGUACCAUGAAACUAUAAGAGAUGUGAUACAUAAGAAUUCCUUGCAGAGUAAACCGUUAAGGGAUCUUUUUGAUGGAGAUCAAGAUAAAUUAAAUAAGUACCUAGAAACUAGACGUAUAAAUGAAAAUAAUAGAAUAGGUACAGAUGUAGAACUGUUUAUCGCAGCGUACGCUUUAGAUGUUUGCAUUUAUGUCUAUAGAGAUGGACCGAUAGCAAUGAAUAAAUGGACAUUAUAUCAUAAAAAUUGGCCUAAUCUUGAAAAUCUUGAUAUGAAGAAUGAAAAGUGUUUGUAUAUUGCUGAACCAUUUCUAGGAUGUGCUUAUUAUGCUGUAGAAGAUGUUGCUUAAUAAAAAUUUUUUAUUGUAAAUGAAAAUGCUUGGAAUAGUAAUUAUAGAUAAUUACAAAUAAUAAUAAUUACAGCUAAUUUACCUAUGUAUACUUGAAUAAUUAAAAAUAAAUUUGAAUUUAAUUUAGUAUUAUAUUUUACCAAAUCUCCAACAAAAUGUUGUCUGUAUUUA